AUGGCGAGGCACAGCGCCAUCUGCAGCUGCGCCAGCAUGAUGGCACCUGCGCCCGGCCCCAGCAUCUUCCCUGCGAGCCCGGAAGCGAAGCUCGCGAUCGUCGCAGCCAUGACCAUCAUGUUCACGUUGUCGUUGAAGAACUCCACGAAAUUGCCGCAUAGCCCUGGCAUCGCCCCCGCGGCGCGAGCCCGCACGCGGCGGCGCGCGCGCCCCCCGAGGGCGGAGGGGCCGCAAGCAGAAGGGGGACCGCGCCGCCCUCGCGAGCGGCGCUUGGAGGGGGGGGGGCGCCCUUUGUGCCCCAGAAGCGCU
Prorocentrum cordatum is the source of this 309-nucleotide messenger RNA. The record is from the annotation of a GenBank genome assembly. NCBI's taxonomy places the organism in Eukaryota, Dinophyceae, Prorocentrales, Prorocentraceae.